AUGGUGAUAUCAACAUUUUACGUCAACUUAUAUUACCAGAUAACAUCAGGUGAAUAUAUUCAAAUGUCUGGUCGUGCUGGUCGUCGUGGUAAAGACGAUAGUGGUACUGUAAUUCUAAUGGUUGAUGAAAGUAUGACUAGUGAACUAGCUCAUCAAAUUAUGAUGGGUCCACCACCCCCACUGAAUUCAGCUUUUCAUAUCACUUAUAAUAUGCUGUUAAAUUUAUUGCGUGUUGAAGAAAUUAAUCCGGAAUACAUGAUGGAGAGAAGCUUUUGCCAAUUCCAAAAUUUUGCCAGUCUUCCUAAUAUGUAUAAAGAAUUGAAUGAAUUACGUGCCACUUAUGCAUCAACUGUUGUUGAUGAUGAAGAAUCCGUCGAAUCAUAUCAUCAAAUUCAAUUAUGCUUCGAUGAACUAGUUGGACAGCAGUGGCAGUAUAUAAGACGUCCACAGUACAUAGUACCUUUUCUUCAACCAGGUCGUCUUGUUAAAAUUGUUGUUCAAUCCAUCUCAUACGGAUGGGGAGCUGUGAUCAAUCUGAAAAAACGUCAGCGUAAAGACAGGUCAUCUACACCUGAAUCAUUUUAUAUACUUGAUUGUUUAUUAUGCACCAAUCCAUCUAGAUCGAAUUCAGAAGAAUCUGGUUUUGAUUUACCUAGUGGGAAUCCAGUAGAUAACUCGGAAAUUUCAAAUUCAGUUACUGCUACUGGUAGUGAUACAUCACCGAUGGCUGAGAUUAUUCCUGUACGACUAGAUUGUGUUGUUGGUAUUAGUGCUGUACGUUUAGUUGUUCCAAAUGAUCUUCGUUCAAAAGAGGCUAGACAAGGUGUUUUAAAUGCAAUAGAAAAAGUGAAAAUACGUAUGGGUGGUAGUUUGCCAGUUUUAGAUCCUAUUGCAGAUAUGCACAUUAAUGAUCCACGAUUCCUGGAAGUAAAUGAGAAAGUUACUGCUUUUCAAGAGAGACUACAGCAUCAUUGGCUUCAUGAUGACCCACGUCUUUCAGAACUUUCGAAAGUUUAUAGAAAGAAAGAGCAACUUCGCAAACGUAUCGAUGCUCUUACAGCUAAUCUGAAUAGUAAAGUUUCUUUAAUUCAAUUGGAAGAACUAUCGGCUCGUAAACGUGUAUUAAGACGAUUAAAUUUCGUUUCUGAAUAUGACGUAAUUGAGUUAAAAGGUUGUGUAGCCUGUGAAAUCACCUCGGCAGAUGAGUUAUUAUUAACAGAACUUUUAUUUGAUGGGGUAUUCAAUAGACUGUCGUCUGAGCAUAUUGCAGCAUUACUUUCUUGCUUUGUAUUUGAGGAAAGAGCUUCGGAAAUGCCCAAAUUAACUAAGGAAUUAUCUGAUGCUCUGCGUACAUUACAAGAUACAGCCAGACGUAUUGCACGUAUUAGUAACGAAUGUCGUCUCCCAGUUGAUGAAGAUAAUUACGUGGAUUCAUUUAAACCUCAUUUAAUGGAUCUUGUUGAUGCAUGGACAAGAGGAGCAUCCUUUGCUAGCGUUUGUUCUAUGACAGACUUGUUUGAAGGCACAAUUAUUCGUACAUUGAGAUUACUUGAAGAGUUAUUACGACAAAUGGCUAAUGCAGCUAGAACAAUUGGUAGCAAUGUUUUGGAAAAGAAAUUUGUUGAGGCUAUCGAAAAAAUCAAACGGGAUAUUGUUUUUGCAGCUAGUCUUUAUCUUUGA
Molecule: messenger RNA, 1680 nt
Organism: Schistosoma curassoni
Lineage: Eukaryota; Metazoa; Platyhelminthes; Trematoda; Strigeidida; Schistosomatidae
Source: the annotation of a GenBank genome assembly